Notodromas monacha is the source of this 1010-nucleotide messenger RNA. Lineage: Eukaryota; Metazoa; Arthropoda; Ostracoda; Podocopida; Cyprididae. The record is from the annotation of a GenBank genome assembly.
AGUGCGAAUGCUGGUUAUGGCAGCGGCGGAGUCGCGAUUGACAACAAGAUUGAACAAGCCAUGGACCUGGUGAAGUCUCACUUGAUGUUUGCAGUCCGUGAGGAAGUGGAGGUGCUCAAGGAUACCAUCAGUGAGUUGAAGGAGCGCAUUUCCGACCUGGAGCACGAAAAUGGGAUCCUCAGGGCCCAUGCGAACCCAGAUACCCUGGCCCUGGUCCAGUCUGCCAAAGCCGCCUUUGUCCGGGCCCCAGCAGCAGCAUCUUCCAGCACCACUGCAUCCACAUCAGUCACACAAUCAACUUCUACCAUUAUUACAAAGACAGUGGGACAAGAAGAAACACAGGGAAAAGAAGGAGAUGCUGAUGUUGAUGGAGAAGAUGACUUGCCAAUGUCUCUGAUGGUUCCCAGCAGGGAAUAACUGGAAUGAAUGACAGCCACCUCUUUUUUUUUUUAAAUGUAUCUUCCUCUGUUUUUUUUUUUUUUGUGCCUGAUGAUGAUGAUGGAGGUCACCCUAUGACCCACCUGACCUAAGCUCUUGGAUUCACAGGCCUAGUUUUUUUCCUGAUAAUAAGGUAUAUGUGUGUGACUGUGGGCUGAAAAAAGAGAAAAAAAAGCUUAGAGUUUAUCUUGACAAAACAACAGUUUAAAGUAGGAGAAAACCAUUCAAACUUUCAUUUCCUCAAUUUGAAAGUAUAAUAGUUUUUAUGAGGAUUACAAUAUUAUUUUUAUUCUAGCCUGAGGUAGAUUUCAGGGUGUCCAGAAAGUUACAGUGCAGUUCAGAGAAGCUUCUAAUUCAUGUGAAGAAUUUUUUCGGUUUUGUCCACUGUUCUAAGGAAACUUUUUGUGUGAGGGUAGAUGUCACUGGCACUCCAAGUAGCAUUUCCAGUUUCCCUGUAAGUCAUGCACAAGUUGGAACUUGUUUGAGGGAUCUUCCUGUGUGUGCUUGAGGGCUAAUUGGGUUUAAAACACUGUGAUAAUCAGAGGAGAAGCACGUUUUUACCUUCUUGGCUU